AUGCUCGUUGGGCCUCUUGCCAGACAAAACGCUAUUAUUCUUCAAGUUCUUUCUCAUCAGGUACAGCUGGAGGACAAAGCAGGUAGGAGUUGCUUUGCGUACUGCAACGCUGUCUUAUCAAAGAGCUUUCAUUCGCUCAGUUCCAUAACAUUUCUCCUGGUUAUGUUUGCUUCGCAUCGACCUCGCGUCUUCCGAUCCCGUCUGGGCUGCUGCAUUUGCGGCGCUAAGUCCUCCAGUUCGCGAUUCACGUCUUCGUCAAAAUAUGAAGUGCUGUUUAGUGGUUGCUUUCAGUUGAAUGAGAAAAGACAAGGAGAAAUCUGCAAUGCCUGUGUUCUCCUCGUGAAGCGCUGGAAGAAACUGCCGCCUGGAAGCUCAAAAAACUGGAAGCAUGUAAGCUUAAGCAAAACUUUUGUUUUCUUUCCAGUUCUGUAAUUUUCCAACCCGCUGUCAUUUCCGCUCCGUAAUUUUUGAGGUAGUGAAUCGUAACUUUUUAUUCAUGUAGGUUGUAGACAGCAAAGCAAGUGUGAAAAGGACUACAAAACCAAGAAGAAGCUCAAGAACUUUGAGCUUAGAAAACGGGAAAGAAAUGACAUCGACUGCCAACGGAAGAGCAACAAGUGGCCGAAAUGAUAGUUGUGGAGCCGAGUCGACCCGAGGUGAGUUCUUUUGUCUAUUGUCCUGUGACACUCUUCGCUCUUUCCUUGGCUUACCUGGAUGACAGUCGUCUUGCAGUUUGAAAUAAAUCUUUGAGUUAGUCAUAAGGCCAAUGAAAGCGACGAAGAAGGUUUUUAUCGUUCAAUUUCAAGUUAUAAAGAGCGUAGACUUUUAAUUAAAUGAGUUAAGUUCAAUCCCUUUUGUAGAUUUCUUCUUCUUCAGUCGUGCACAAAACACCUAAAAGCAAUUUUUAAAUUAUGAUUUAAAUUUCAAUUUGUCAUAACGUAAAUACUAGCAAAAAACAGUGAUAAUUUGAAAUGGUUAGAGUUCGUACGACAGCACGUGCAUGUAGAUUAAACCUAUCCUUAUUAAAUUUUCCUCAUGACCGUAUAAAUUUUUUUGUUGUUAUUACAUGUGACUUGAGCUUUAAGACGUGGACGUAGACAAAAUGCUAAUACUGUUCAUCAUAUUUUCUGCGUACGGUUUUAUUUCAAUAAUAUUAUUCGUGUUUUUAAGUACAGUAAAUAAUUUUCCAGGCCAUUCCCACAAUAAAUUUGUUUGACAUUCGUGAACAAAACAAUGCUAUUGUACGUCCGGGGAAAAAUCCUGCUACUGAAAAGAGGCUGCAAUGCUGUAUUGAGAUGAGGAUUUCACCAAAAAGUAAGGAAAGCACAUGUUGAUCAAACAUGACAACAUAUCCUUAAGGGGCUGACCGUUUGACUUUUAAGGCAGGAUAUUGGUGAUUUUAGGAAAAAAAUAUCCUGCAUACUAAUUUUGAGGGGGAAAAAAUCUUGCAAGAAAAAAACCUGGGGAAAAGAAUGACCUGUAAUGAAAAAUAAUAUAUCUUAUGGCGUAUAAUGCCGCGAAAAAAAAUCUUACGCCAUUAUAUGUUGAGGAAAAAAAUUCCAUCCUUAGAGGUUUGGAAAAAAAAAUUCUUGCCGAAACCAAAUCACCCAUACCCUCUCCCCCCUCAAAAGUUAAGUCCUUGUAACUCCUCGACAACGUUAUGGAAGGACUAUUUUGUCACUCAAACUUUAAAACUUGUGGACAAAAUUCCAUGUGGUUGCUGUUUGUGUAAAACCUCCUUGGCAAAACUUUGCAAAGUGUUGUUCUUUUUCUGAGGAUUUACGAAUAGAAAGUUAAAUUUUCUUGUGAAUUGGUUCUUUGGCUGCCAUUAGAAGUGAAAUGGUUUACUCAGAUGAAUCAUGCACUUGACGACUCCAGACUGUAAUUUCUUAAAAUAUGAGCACUUUGGCAAUAGACCUUGACACUGCUAAAAAGAGCACCUUACCCCAUUCACCAUCAUCAGUUUUAGUGGUCAAGGACAACUUUGUUCGCUAACGUGAGCAGAGUGAAGAGAUCUUUUAAAACAUACUAGAAGAGUGUGCAAAGAUAGUAGUGUCCGAUAGCCCAGGGCUAGUGGAUUUUGCUAUCGAGCUAGUGAAUUCUGUUUUUAACUUGCCUGAUGGGCAAGUGAUGUCUUUUGAGGAAUGCAAAUAACAGAAGAACCGUGAAAUCAAUUAUGCCAGUUAAAAAUUUUUUGGGGGCUAGUUGAAAUGACGUCUGGGCUAGUAAAUGCUAAAAUGUAAAAAUGAUUUUCUUUGCACCCUACCGGAAUGAUCACAAUUCAGUGAACAACACUGGAGAAAAACUGCAAAAAACCAUGUAACCUUGACCUGAAAAUUGCCAUGAAAAUCUUGUUCCACCACCCACCUACCUUUCCUUUCAAAUAAUCCUAAGAUCCUAAAAGCUUUCCUAAAAUUUUUCUCACCAAAAUGAAGCCUACUAAAUGCCCAGCAAAAGAAAAACAAAAUGAGGCAAGAAAAGCGAAAAAAGAGGGAGGAGAGAAAGCGAAAACUAAAAGUUAAGGUUGCUGUGUUACUUUUAAACCCCCAAAAUUUGGGGCUUUCUGCACAUGCCGAACUUCACAAGCUAAUAUUUUGCAUCUGGAUCAGAAAACUGCAAAGUGUACGACCUGUAAACCGGUUUGUGGUAAGUUUUAGCUCUUAAAAGCACGACAGUGACCAGAAAACCGCUCGACUAGCUUUAAAAUGCGUUUUUGGGCAAAUCUCUAGGGACGAAUGGGUUAAAUAUGUUAGCACCUGAGAUGAAUGAGUAUAACAUUUACACUUUUACAUUACUAAUUCUUCUCUUGAUUUGCAGAUGAAGAUGAAAUGGAAACAGACAGUGGUGACUUGUCGCCAACUUUGAUGUGUGGCUCGCCCAGUCCCAGUCCCAGUGACAUGUCAGAUGAGUUUUCAUCCAGUUCAUUAACCACCCAGCCUGUCAAAAGUGUCUCCACAGCUUCGCAGACUUCAUUUCUAUUUCCUUCCCUUACAUCUUCAACAAAAAAUAAGCUUCCUUUUAUUGACCUCUCUACAUGGCGCCGUGAAGAGAUCUGCUGUGGCACUAUAUUCAGGGGUCCUUAUGGUGAGGUCCUUGUUGACCCCAAGCUUUUGAAUCCCGUUUGCACCUGUUCAUGCAGUUCACAGCCCCCUGUGACUGUUAACCAUCCAAAGACUGUACAGUAAACUAGUACAUGAAAGGUUUUCCAAUACAUACUCUAAUAUCCAUUAUUCUAUUCUGUCUGGCACAGAGGUUUUUUAUCUUUUCAGUUUUUUAUCUUUCUCAGCUCACCAUAAUUCAUAUUUUGGCAUCACAUGAAAAGUAAAUCAAAUUCAAACCACAGUUCACUAUCAUCUAAGAACAGACUUCUUCACAUCGUACAUGAUUUGA
Porites lobata is the source of this 3390-nucleotide messenger RNA. The record is from the annotation of a GenBank genome assembly. NCBI's taxonomy places the organism in Eukaryota, Metazoa, Cnidaria, Anthozoa, Scleractinia, Poritidae.